AAGCCAUAUAUUUGGAUCCGUCAAACGUUUGGGGACACAAGUCACACAACAAAUUCCGCCCAAAACUUUCGUGCCCCAUACAAUCCAGAUCUAGGGUUUCAUUGCGUUCUCUUGUGCGAUCUGAAAAAUGGACUUCGAUUUGGACGACAAAGAUCGUACGUUCAUCUCUCAUUCACCCACCUGGGAUGAUGCAGAACCCGAGCUAAAGAAGCAGAGGCUCUGCGUCGGAGACAGCGAUGGAAGCAGCGGCGAAAACAACAGCAAUGGAAGCGGCAGCAGCAGCAGCAGCGGCCUCAGCACCGUAUUCAUUGGGAACGAACAUGACGAUGUGUACUUUGAGAAGUUCAAGUACGUGCUUGAGCCAGAAGACUACGAGAACUGGACUCAGGAGCGAAAACGACAAUCAUCAGCUAGAUAUCUCCAAUGGCUACUAUCUCGACUUUAUUCCAGCAAUCUAUGGUCGGUAUGGGAUUAGAGCUAUAGAUUUAACUGGCGAGGAUUAUCUAGGUCGUUUUUUCCCACCUCUCAUGAGGUGCAUUGAGGUUGCUCUGAAAAAACAAAAGGAGGAGGAACUGGAAUUGGUUGGCAUAGUGAGGGCCAAUUACGAUAUUGGCUAUGGCUUUGUGUAUUGGAUAACGAUGGACGUCAGGGAUAAAGGUUUUAGAGAAAUCAAAACUUGCAUUUGUAAAGUACACUAUGGAGUUAAGGGUGGGGCUGAGGAUGAUAUGAUUGUUGAACAUUUCAAGUUUAUCCCUUCAAAUUUUAAAUAUAUGCAAGAAACAAGUUUGAAUGAACAAGCUUCAAGCGCUUUUGCUACUGCUUGAAUCUUGAGUUAUCAUACAUAAGUUCUUGACCAAUUGCACUAUGAACAACUCUGGAUGAACAAGCAUCAAGCCUUUUCGGGGAGAUUGGAUAUUGAGCCACCGUAGAUAUUAUUAUUUGCAUGAGAUGAGCUCUUGACUAAUUGCAUUCUGUAGAUGUAGUGUUAUAUUAGUUAUUGAACCCAUAUAACUUCAUAUCAAAAGGACUUGUCUAUAUUGGCUAGUAGUAGCCCAUAACUGUAUUUGAAAUCCCCAAUGGAAUUGACAUAUACAAAUGAAACCUCCAGUCAAAAUUUCCAAAUGCAUAUGUGUAAAAGGUUUGAAAAGUCUUAUGAAUACACACAUACUAUGUUAUUUCUAAAAACAUGGGAACAUUAAUUUAUAUUUGAACUAAACAUUAGUCUUUAUUAAGAUAUGGGUCCUUGCAAAAAGUUGUAAGUUAAGAGUAAACUCCUAAUUAUAUACCUAGUACUUUGUAGAAAUACAAAAGAAUUAAAAGAAGUAGCGGUCAACUAAUUAUAUUGCAUAUACUUUGUUGUUCUAGACAUAUAUUGGGUCAUCUUUGUAUUCGCAUCGAUCGAAGCAAUAUACAAUAUUGAAAACUGAGUCUUGAUCUACCUGUCUAGGUGCCAGCCCAAGAUUUGGUGAAUUUUGUGCCCCAUCAUCAUUCAAAUCAUUUCAUCAAUGACCUAAGUAAGGUGUUUAGACAUGCACCGCGUGAGGAUGUGUUUCU
Molecule: messenger RNA, 1554 nt
Organism: Cuscuta campestris
Lineage: Eukaryota; Viridiplantae; Streptophyta; Magnoliopsida; Solanales; Convolvulaceae
Source: the annotation of a GenBank genome assembly